Molecule: messenger RNA, 2427 nt
Organism: Etheostoma spectabile (orangethroat darter)
Lineage: Eukaryota; Metazoa; Chordata; Actinopteri; Perciformes; Percidae
Gene: lman2la
Product: lectin, mannose-binding 2-like a
Exons: 9
Coding region: 33-1121 (362 amino acids)
Biological process (GO): endoplasmic reticulum to Golgi vesicle-mediated transport
Cellular component (GO): COPII-coated ER to Golgi transport vesicle; endoplasmic reticulum membrane; endoplasmic reticulum-Golgi intermediate compartment
Molecular function (GO): D-mannose binding
Source: RefSeq, a predicted model, not a curated record
UGACGAUUUAACGGGAUGAGUUUUGACCUACGAUGGCUGCCGCCAGCAGGAGCCAUUAUUACAGGGAGCCCAGACCACCAUUCAGACGGAAAAUAAUGCCUUUUAAAUCUUACUGGACUGUCGCUUUUCUAAUUUUUACUGCAAGCAAGUGUUUGGCAGACGAUGACCAUGAAAUGGAAGAGUUUUUGAAGCGGGAGUAUUCCCUUUCCAAGCCAUACCAAGGUGUGGGAUCGUUGGGCUCCUCGCACUGGGAGCUGAUGGGGGAUGCCAUGGUAACCACCGAGCAGGUACGCCUCACACCUGACAUGCAGAGCCGGCAGGGGGCAGUGUGGAGUCGCCUUCCUUGCCAUCUGACAGAUUGGGAGAUGCAGGUGCACUUUAAGGUUCAUGGGCAAGGGAAGAAGAACCUGAAUGGUGAUGGGCUAGCCAUAUGGUACACCAAGGAACGUGCACAAAAAGGUCCUGUAUUUGGAAAUAUGGACAACUUCACUGGCUUGGGUGUGUUUGUGGACACAUAUCCUAAUGAGGAGAAACACCUAGAGGCACAGAAGAAAAGAUAUACUCCUCGCACACAGAGGAUUUUCCCCUUCGUUCUGGCCAUGGUUGGGAACGGCAGCAUCAGCUAUGACCACGAGCGGGAUGGUCGGCCAACAGAGCUGGGCGGCUGCAACGCAAUGGUGCGCAACCUCAAACAUGACACCUUCCUCUUCAUCCGAUACGUCCGCCGCAGGCUCACGGUGAUGAUAGAUAUUGACGGGCAACAUGAGUGGAGGGACUGCCUGGACAUACCCGGGGUGCGGCUUCCCAAAGGUUAUUAUUUUGGAGCUACAGCCAUCACUGGAGACCUCUCAGAUAACCAUGAUAUAAUUUCCCUGAAACUCUACCAACUGACGGUGUUGCGGAGUCGAAAGGAAGAGGAAGAGGAGGAAGAAGAGGAGAUAACCAUACCCAGUGUGGAUAACAUGGAGCUACUCAGAUUGGGUCAGACUGAAGAAGGGAUGAGUGGAUUAGCUAUUUUCUUCACCGUCUUCUUCUCCAUGUUGGGCUGCAUCUUCCUCAUCGUUAUCGGCCUAGUGGUCUACAGCCACUGGAGCGAGAGCCGACGCAAGCGCUUCUACUGAGAAAGAACAAAAAAAGAUGGUGGCGAUUGUGAGGACUACUGUGGACCCAACCGCACUGAGACGGAAGUGAACCACUGCUGUCGGCCAGUAGAGUGCAGCAGGUUGUUUUUAUCCUGAGGACAACACUGUUUGAAAAGAGGACGAAGUAGAUGUAUCACCUGCUACAAAAAGCCAUUGUCCAACUUUGCCAUUGGUCGUCAUGAAGCAGUAGGACUUUAUUUUUGUCCUGCCUGACACACACCAAGUCGGCCUUACCAUCUUCACCUCUGCACUUGUUACACAGCGGCAGACAUGCAUUAUGACAUCUAAUGAGCAGCUACAUUUUUAUUUUCACCGUUUGCUGCAUAAUGACAAAUUGAAAUUUCUUUACUAUUUUUCAGUUUACUGAUGGGAUUUUAUGCCUUUGUGAAACAGAAAUAUAUAAGAAUCUAAUGUGUUCCCACUCUCUAGAGUCUAGUGCGACUUGAAGCGCUAGCCAUAUAGCACUAAAAACCAAUGAUGCUGUGCUUACUCUAGGUCCUUGCUAACUAAAGAUGCAUCCAGGCUUGCAUUAGACAAACGUCUGAGUGUACUAUGUAGUAUGCUGUAUAUUCUCAUCAUGUAGUUGUAGUGUGCAUGACAUUUGUUGGAUAUUUUUUAAUGAAUCGUCUAGGCAACCACUGUUGUUCGUUAACAUGAUGCUUUAACUUUUAUGUAAAGCGUAUGCAUAAAACUGACCUGUCCCAUUGAUGCAUGUGGCAAAGCAAUUUUUUUUUUUUAUCAUUGUUCCCUUCCCCAAAUUUUAUGAGUAUAUAAGAAAAUGGAUCAAAGUUUUUUGUUGAACAGUUUAGAGCAAACUCUUCUAAAUAUAUAUUUAAGUAGAUACAUUUAAAUAUCUGAAAUGGACUUUGCACUGAAGAGAAUUUGAAUGACUACUCAUUUAUUGGAAGUCAUUUUUAUUUGCACACUGAACACUAAAAUAGCUUUUUUGUUUGUUUCUUUUUUCUUAUAUGUAAAAACACCGCCUCUGUGUUUCCAUCAUACGGUCUAUGCUUUUGCAGUGAACUGAACAUGCAGGUUGCCUCCUUUGGAUGGAGGUGGUGGCCGGGCCCUGUCGACAUCUGUAUGUUCUGGAAAUGGCUGCAGGCCUCAUGUCAACAUAUUUUUUUAUGUGGUACUUUGUUUUCAUUUGUGCAAUGAGUAGGGAUUUCCUUAUUUCCCUGAAGCCACUUUGACAACCGCCCUACCUUAUUUCUGUUUUUUUGUAUAUCAACCGUGUGCCUCAUAUAUCCAUUCAAUGAUCCAUAAAUUACAGUAAGUAACUAUU